Messenger RNA from Humulus lupulus (European hop), 1469 nucleotides. RefSeq names its product AT-hook motif nuclear-localized protein 23-like. The coding region runs from base 279 to 1202 and encodes 307 amino acids. NCBI's taxonomy places the organism in Eukaryota, Viridiplantae, Streptophyta, Magnoliopsida, Rosales, Cannabaceae. Gene Ontology annotation, molecular function: minor groove of adenine-thymine-rich DNA binding; DNA-binding transcription factor activity. The transcript has a single exon. The record is from RefSeq and is a predicted model, not a curated record. Gene Ontology annotation, cellular component: nucleus.
CUCUUUCUCUUUCUCUUUCUCCUCCCCGGCCCUCUCUUUCUCUCUGUACUCGAUUCUCUUUUCUAUUCGUUCUAGGGUUUCAAGAUUAUAUUAUUAUGCUUUCUUUCUCCCAAAAACCUUAUAAUAUAUACUCUCUAUCAACACUAUAUAAUUAAACUUUUAAUAACUUUUUCUUUUUUAAAUUUUAUAUAAACUAUAAUUAUUAUUAUUAUUUUUUCUUUUCUUUGUUUUCUGUUUCCCUUUAGCUCUCUCCAAUUAUCUCAAACAAUUCUUAGUAUAUGGCUGGCUUAGACUUAGGCUCAGCUUCUCGCUUUGCUCAGCAGCUUCAACGACCCGAACUUCACCUCCAAUUCCCACCGGAUUCCGAUAAUCACCACCAUGAUAUCAACCGCAACGGUCACUUCAACGCCGAUCACGACGACGAUGACGACGACAACAACAACUCCGGACCCCACUCGGGUGGGGGCUUUGAUCUCAUAUCGGGACAUCAUCAAAACUCCGGCGAUAUGGCCUCACGCCGCCCCAGAGGCCGACCACCUGGCUCCAAGAACAAGCCAAAGCCGCCGGUGAUCAUCACAAGGGAGAGCGCAAACACUCUCCGGGCCCACAUCUUGGAGGUCGGAAGCGGCUGCGACGUCUUUGACUCGGUCGCCACCUAUGCCCGGAAGCGGCAGCGUGGGAUCUGUGUCCUCAGCGGAAGCGGCACCGUUACCAACGUCACGCUUCGGCAGCCCGCUGCAGCUGGAGCCGUGGUGACCCUCCACGGAAGGUUCGAGAUACUUUCCCUUUCAGGAUCGUUCUUGCCUCCGCCUGCACCACCGGGUGCCACCAGCCUCACCGUAUUCUUGGCCGGUGGACAAGGUCAGGUGGUCGGUGGGAAUGUUGUUGGAGCCCUAAUUGCAGCCGGUCCGGUCAUUGUGAUAGCUUCCUCUUUCACGAACGUGGCUUACGAGAGAUUGCCGUUGGAAGAGGAGGAGGUACCACUUCAGAUGCAGCAGCAAGUACCACAGUCCUCCAGCGGAGGCGGCGGAGGAGGUGGAAGUGGUGGCGGUGGUGGCAGUGCCAGUGGAGUGACUAAUAACCCUUUUCCGGACCCAUCAGCGGCCGGCCUACCUUUCUUCAACCUACCGAUGAAUAACAUGCCUCAACUGCCGGCUGACGGUUGGACCGGAAACUCAAAUUCCGGACGGCAGCCUUAUUGAGGAAACGACGGCGUUUUCCGGAUUAGGUCUCUACAAACUGCAGAUUUGAGGUCAGGGAAUUAUAUAUAUAAAUCUCUCUCUUUCUCUGUUAGACUAAUAUAUAAUAUCCCAAAUCUUUGUAAAAUUAGUUCCUAUCUCUCUUCUCUUCUCUUCUCUUCUUCAUCCAAUUAUAUUUUGUUUGUUUUUGUAACUUUAAAAAUUGUUUCUGAGAAAUGCUUUAGUCUUUGUUGAUCACGAUGAUCUUGAUGGAAGUCACUUCUUCUUAAU